UUGAAAUAUAACUGUUUCCUCUAAAGGAACGAAACACUUUAUUUUCAACAGGAAUUUCAUUCGGAAAGCUAAGCAAUAUGAAAUGCCCAAUGCAUUCUACAAGAUUUCUUGCUCGCCUUGUACUUGCUGCUGUAACAAUAUCGGGUGAUAUUUCUAACGAAGAAGAAAGCACUGAUUCAUAUUAUUACAGCUACCAAGAUAUUGAUAAUCCGGCACUGGAUGCAUUCACACCGAGGAAAGACGUAACGCCUCCAACGUUGAACCUGAGUGGUGUGAGUUUGGAAAGUGGAGAGUAUGGUGAUCUCUGCUUUGUGGAUGGUCUUAGAACACCUUACGGUGCGAUUCCUGUUAACUGUACGGAAUCCUGCCUGAGCGCGGACGACGGCUCAUCAGAGAGAAUACAACCAUUGCCGAAUGACACACUGUGCAUCGUAAUGUCAAAAGAAGAUUUCAAAACUAUGGAGGAGUACAACAAUGUAUCCUGCCUCCUUGGCGCUUGUAAAGAUGGAAAUUGUGUAGGCGACACGAAUUGUACGUGGUGUUAUAAGACUGGUGUCACAAACAUGGGGAUGAUGGACUGAUUUUCCUUAGUAAAUAACAUUUGAACACAAAAAUGUUUCAUGCCGGUGUCCGCCAAGACUUAAGUCACGUAUGUUCAUUGCAGAAGAUACAUUAAAAAAAAUACGCGCCAUAAUGUACUGCGUCUGUCACAAUAAAGUUCCGUGUCUAUCAGACGACAAAGAAAAAAGUG
This is a messenger RNA of Rhipicephalus microplus (southern cattle tick), 751 nucleotides long. RefSeq lists its product as uncharacterized. The record is from RefSeq and is a predicted model, not a curated record. Gene Ontology annotation, biological process: negative regulation of chemokine activity. Lineage: Eukaryota; Metazoa; Arthropoda; Arachnida; Ixodida; Ixodidae. Gene Ontology annotation, molecular function: C-C chemokine binding.